GACCAAAGCGCUGCACUGAGCGCUUACCGCCGCCCAGCCUCUCCUCGCGCGCCUCCUAUCUCAUCUCAAAGCAACCGGCAUCGAGAAGUGGUGUAGAGCCCUGGGGUGAGAAGGGCGAGUCUUCCUGGCAUUUCUCCUACCUUGCCUCUCUUCUAUCUUUGCCUCCCACUUGUUUGCCACCCAGUGAGUGAACCAUGGAGCCCAGAGCCUGGACUCUGCCAGGCACUGUUUUCACCUUCUUUGGCGCUUGGUGUCUCUUGAACAACGUGGGAGCGAAAAGGCAAUUUGUCAAUGAAUGGGCAGCGGAGAUCUCUGGGGGACCAGAGGCAGCCUCGGCUGUCGCUGAGGAGCUGGGCUAUGACCUUUUGGGUCAGAUUGGGUCUCUUCAAAAUCACUACUUAUUCAGACAUAAAAACCAUCCUCGAAGGUCUCGGAGGAGUGCCCUUCAUAUCACUAAGAGACUGUCUGAUGAUGAUAGAGUAUUAUGGGCUGAGCAACAAUAUGAAAAAGAAAGAAGUAAGCGUACAGUUCUAAGAGAUUCUGCAUUCAAUCUCUUCAAUGAUCCAAUGUGGAACCAACAGUGGUACUUGCAAGAUACAAGGAUGACUGCAGCACUCCCCAAGCUGGACCUCCACGUGAUACCUGUGUGGCAGAAAGGCAUCACUGGCAAAGGAGUUGUUAUCACUGUGCUCGAUGAUGGCUUGGAGUGGAAUCACACGGACAUCUAUGCCAAUUAUGAUCCAGAGGCUAGCUAUGAUUUUAAUGAUAAUGACCAUGAUCCGUUUCCCCGCUAUGACCCUACAAACGAAAACAAACACGGAACCCGAUGUGCAGGAGAAAUUGCCAUGCAAGCAAAUAAUCACAAAUGUGGGGUCGGAAUUGCAUAUAAUUCCAAAGUUGGAGGCAUAAGGAUGCUGGAUGGCAUUGUGACUGAUGCUAUCGAGGCCAGUUCAAUAGGAUUCAACCCCGGACAUGUGGACAUUUACAGUGCAAGCUGGGGCCCUAAUGAUGAUGGGAAAACUGUGGAGGGGCCUGGCAGACUAGCCCAGAAGGCUUUUGAAUAUGGUGUCAAACAGGGAAGGCAAGGCAAAGGAUCCAUCUUUGUCUGGGCUUCUGGGAAUGGGGGCCGUCAGGGAGACAACUGUGAUUGUGAUGGGUAUACGGACAGCAUCUACACCAUCUCCAUCAGCAGUGCCUCCCAGCAAGGUCUCUCCCCCUGGUAUGCGGAGAAGUGCUCUUCCACGCUGGCCACCUCUUACAGCAGCGGAGAUUACACUGACCAGCGAAUUACAAGUGCUGACCUGCACAAUGACUGCACGGAGACGCACACGGGCACCUCGGCCUCGGCACCCCUGGCUGCUGGCAUCUUUGCUCUGGCUCUGGAAGCAAACCCAAAUCUCACCUGGCGAGAUAUGCAGCACUUGGUUGUCUGGACCUCUGAAUAUGACCCACUGGCCAAUAACCCUGGGUGGAAAAAGAAUGGUGCAGGCUUGAUGGUGAAUAGUCGGUUUGGAUUUGGGUUGCUAAAUGCCAAAGCUCUGGUAGAUUUAGCGGACCCCAAGAUCUGGAUCAGUGUUCCUGAGAAGAAAGAAUGUGUUGUGAAGGACAAUGACUUUGAACCUAGAGCUCUGAAAGCUAAUGGAGAAGUUAUUAUUGAAAUUCCAACAAGAGCAUGUGAAGGACAAGAAAAUGCUAUCAAGUCCUUGGAACACGUGCAAUUUGAAGCAACCAUUGAAUAUUCGCGCAGAGGGGACCUUCACGUCACUCUCACUUCUGCUGCAGGUACCAGCACAGUACUGUUGGCUGAAAGAGAGCGAGAUACAUCCCCUAAUGGUUUUAAGAAUUGGGAUUUCAUGUCUGUUCACACAUGGGGAGAGAAUCCUGUAGGCACCUGGACUUUGCGAAUUACAGACAUGUCUGGAAGAAUGCAAAAUGAAGGAAGAAUUGUGAACUGGAAGCUGAUUUUGCAUGGAACGUCCUCUCAGCCAGAGCACAUGCAUCAGCCUCGUGUGUAUACAUCCUACAAUACUGUUCAGAAUGACAGAAGAGGAGUGGAGAAGAUGGUGGAUUUGGGACAGGAACUGCCUACACCAGAGAACGUGAGUGAGAAACCCCCGGUGGCAGAGAGUUCCAGCAGCAGCAUUUUGGGGGACAGCCGGGGUGAGAUGUCGGAGGGAGCCCCGUCCGAGGCCAUGCUGCGGCUUCUACAAAGUGCUUUCAGCAAGAACUCGUCCCCAAAGCAGCCGCCAAAGAAGUCUCCUAAUGCAAAGCUCAACAUCCCUUAUGAAAGUUUCUAUGAAGCCCUGGAGAAGCUGAACAAACCCUCUCAGCUUAGAGACUCUGAGGACAGCCUGUACAACGAUUAUGUUGACGUUUUCUAUAACACGAAACCAUAUAAGCAUAGAGAUGACCGGUUGCUUCAAGCUCUGGUGGACAUCCUGAAUGAGGAAAAUUAAAAUGAGGGUGUGAGUCUGAGGCAGAAAUAUUCACGCUUCCUCCUGCCCCUUAGAUUUUGCCUGUGUCUAAAGUGAUCAUUUUGUCAUUGAUCUUUAUGAUUAAAAUAUCCUUUGUGAUAAUUUUCCUUUUUCUCCCCAAACUCUAAAUUUGAAGGGAAUGAGAUAGAGUAGGAAAUCCCACGUCUGAAGUGAUGAUAGCUCUUUCACAACGUGUCUUUGCUCCCUGCACAGGUGAAAUACUCUGUCUAGAGUUCA
This is a messenger RNA of Elephantulus edwardii (Cape elephant shrew), 2711 nucleotides long. RefSeq names its product proprotein convertase subtilisin/kexin type 1 (gene PCSK1). Lineage: Eukaryota; Metazoa; Chordata; Mammalia; Macroscelidea; Macroscelididae. The transcript is spliced from 14 exons. Gene Ontology annotation, cellular component: Golgi membrane; trans-Golgi network. The record is from RefSeq and is a predicted model, not a curated record. Gene Ontology annotation, biological process: protein processing. The coding region runs from base 195 to 2456 and encodes 753 amino acids. Gene Ontology annotation, molecular function: serine-type endopeptidase activity.